This is a messenger RNA of Xenopus laevis (African clawed frog), 4096 nucleotides long. RefSeq names its product diacylglycerol kinase beta S homeolog (gene dgkb.S). Lineage: Eukaryota; Metazoa; Chordata; Amphibia; Anura; Pipidae. The transcript is spliced from 25 exons. The record is from RefSeq and is a predicted model, not a curated record. Bases 506 to 2890 code for a protein of 794 amino acids.
UCCUCCCCUGGACCACCGUUCCACUCCACACAGAAAACAGACACACACACAGAAGAGGUGGAGGAGGGGGAAAUAAGCAGGGCAAUCAAUUGUAAUGAAACCCCAAUUAAAUUCUCUAGAUGGAACAAGCUGUAAUUCUGUUUUAUUUCAUUAGUCUUGUAAGGCUGAGAAAGAGCAUAGUGUUUGAAUUGUUCCAUUAACACUAAGGACAACAGCAAGAGGUGGAAAAAAACUGUAUUCAGUGCUGCCUGGCUUCUCAAUACAAACUGUUAUUUGGUUGGGUAGAAGGAAUUCUUAGCAGUCCCGGCAGUCCGGUCAGUCCCCAGUCAGCAAGAGAUGUCCAUGCUGCAGUUGUAACCCCAGACAUUUAAAUGCAAAAUGACUUCAUAGUGGAUUUCCUCACUGUAAAUGGCAGACUAAAGGCUCUUGGGAAUUGGAAGGAAACAGUUUUAAUUAUUGCUGCCUUCAAAGUGUCACACUUGUUCUUUAUGUAACUGGAAGCUCUAUGACCAUCAUGAUUAACCAGGAAAAGUGGGUCAAUCUCAGCCCUGCAGAAUUCUCUCAGCUUCAAAAAUAUGCAGAAUAUUCAACAAAGAAACUGAAAGAUGUUUUGGAAGAGUUCCACGGCAAUGGUGUUUUGGCAAAAUAUAAUCCAGAAGAGAAGCAAGAUAUUCUUAAACAAGCGAUUGACUUUGAAGGCUUCCGGUUGUUCAUGAAAACAUUUCUUGAAGUCGAACUUCCAGAUGAAUUCUGCAAGCAUCUCUUUAUGUCAUUCAGUAACAGAUUUCAUAACCCCAGCCCCUCCAUUCAAAGCAAAUCCCAGCUCCUCUCUGGAGGUCUCAGAAUGAAUUACAGAAGUAAUAGUUCAUCGCGAUCAUCCUCCCCGGUUUCUCUACGACCCCCUGAUGUGAUCCAGCUGAAAGAUAUUGUUUGCUAUUUAUCACUUCUAGAAAGAGGAAGGCCUGAGGACAAACUAGAAUUUAUGUUUCGCCUGUACGACACUGAUGGAAAUGGGUACCUGGACAGUACGGAACUGGAAAGUAUCAUUACACAGAUGAUGCAUGUGGCCGAAUAUUUAGAAUGGGAUGUCACAGAACUUAAUCCUAUUCUCCAUGAAAUGAUGGAAGAAAUUGAUUAUGACCAUGAUGGGACUGUGUCUCUAGAGGAAUGGAUUCAAGGGGGAAUGACAACAAUCCCCCUGCUGGUUCUUCUUGGUCUAGAAAAUAAUGUUAAGGAUGAUGGACAGCAUGUAUGGAGACUGAAACAUUUUAACAAGCCUGCCUACUGUAAUCUCUGCCUGAAUAUGCUAAUAGGCCUGGGGAAGCAAGGUUUAUGUUGUUCCUUCUGCAAGUAUACAGUCCAUGAAAGGUGUGUAUCCCGAGCACCUCCGUCGUGUAUUAAAACAUAUGUGAAGUCUAAAAAGGAUACUGAUGUAAUGCACCAUUUUUGGGUGGAGGGCAACUGCCCCACAAAAUGUGAAAAGUGUCACAAAGCCAUUAAAUGUUAUCAAGGCCUGACGGGACUUCACUGUGCAUGGUGUCAAAUUACACUUCACAAUAAAUGUGCUUCUCAUCUGAAACCUGAAUGUGAGUGUGGACCACUGAAAGAUCACAUUUUAUCACCUACAACUAUCUGUCCUGUUGUACUGGAAAGACAGUCAACUCUAAAGAGAGAAAAGAACUGUUCUCAACAAGGAAACAAAUGUGGAGAAAGAACAAAAAUGCAAAGAGCAAAUUCUGUAACAGUGGAUGGGCAAGGUCUCCAGAUUACUCCCAUUUCAGGAACACAUCCACUUUUAGUUUUUGUAAAUCCAAAGAGUGGGGGGAAGCAAGGUGAAAGGAUACAUAGGAAAUUUCAAUACCUUUUAAAUCCAAGGCAGGUUUAUAGUCUUGCUGGAAUUGGACCAAUGCCAGGAUUAAACUUCUUUCAUGAUGUUCCUGAUUUUAAAGUUCUUGCAUGUGGAGGUGAUGGAACAGUUGGAUGGAUUCUAGAUUGCAUUGACAAAGCCAACUUAACAAAGCAACCUCCUGUGGCAAUAUUGCCUCUUGGUACUGGCAAUGACUUAGCAAGGUGUUUAAGAUGGGGAGGAGGCUAUGAAGGAGAGAACCUCAUGAAGUUUCUGAAAGAUAUCGAGAAUGCUACAGUAGUUCUUCUCGACAGAUGGAAGAUUGAUGUUAUUCCAAAUGAUAAGGAUGAAAAAGGAGACCCAGUGCCUUACAGCAUCGUAAACAAUUACUUUUCAAUUGGAGUGGAUGCAUCCAUUGCACAUAGAUUUCAUCUGAUGAGAGAAAAACAUCCAGAAAAAUUCAACAGUAGAAUGAAGAAUAAAUUUUGGUACUUCGAAUUUGGAACCUCUGAAACAUUCUCAGCAACAUGCAAAAAAUUACAUGAAGCAAUUGAGAUUGAAUGUGAUGGUAUUCAGAUGGACCUGGGCAAUAUUUCUCUGGAAGGAAUUGCUAUUCUAAACAUUCCAAGUAUGCAUGGUGGCUCAAAUCUCUGGGGAGAAACCAAAAAAAGAAGAAGUAGAAGAACUGACAAGAAAAACUCAGAUAAGAGAACCACUGUGACUGAUGCUAAAGAGCUUAAAUUUGCUGCACAAGAUCUGAGUGAUCAGCUACUGGAAGUGGUUGGACUGGAGGGAGCAAUGGAAAUGGGACAAAUUUAUACUGGUUUAAAGAGCGCUGGAAGACGUUUUGCACAAUGCUCUUCUGUAGUUAUAAGAACUAGCAAGUCACUGCCAAUGCAGAUCGAUGGGGAACCGUGGAUGCAGACACCAUGUACGAUCAAGAUUACCCACAAGAACCAAGCCCCAAUGUUAAUGGGGCCUCCUCCAAAAAAUGGACUUUUCACUUCUCUCAUUAAAGGAUCCAGAAGCAAGAUCAAGGAAUAGGUCAAACAAGAUUCAUGCAAGAAACGACUGAUCUUCAGUAUUGCUUUACUGAUUUCUUUACUGACAGUACAUUUUACAAAAUAUAGGUUGGCAUUAUGGUUUCUCAAGUUAUAAGUAUUAAUAUCAUUUUGAUUUAUUUAUUGCAACAAAAGCUAUUUUGGCAUGGGUAAUAGUUUCUAUAUAUUUAUUGCAACUGCCUAUGUUUUCGCAUGCUUUUUUAUUUAUUUCUUUUCCCCUCCUUCCUCCUUUAUUCUGAUACAAACAUUCAAACCAUAUCUAACAAAUUCUGCAAAAGGAUGGAAAGGCGACACUCCGGUAAAAAGGAUUUUACAAGUCAUAAACCAACAUCACCUGACGCGUUUCGGGAGCAACUCCCUUAAUCAUAGGCAUAUCUAACAAAUAUUGAUUCCAGAUUUCAGUCUUUUAACAAUAACACAAUGACAACGGGAUCAAAAACAAAGGGGGUAACUGACAGUCAAAAUCAUUGACAAUGAAGAAACGAUCACCGUAUUUUUACCAAGUCAAGGUACUUGACUUGUGUCAUGGUCACAUAAUUGCCAUGUCCAUUAGUAUUUGUGUCAUUCUAUACAGGCUUACAAAUAACAUGUCAUAUUCAUAAACUGCUUGCUUAAUAAACUGUUUUCCACCAAAGAUUUACUGAGUAAGGCUGAAGUAAUGAGUUAAUGCAUAAUUAAUCAAGGACAUUGCAUGAAAUUCGCAGUCAAAAAUGUCCUGUGCUUUUGAUUACCUUGCCAAGUGCUGAGAUUAGAAACAAGUGCAUUAAGCAAACAAAACUCUUAUUUCAUGUCUGCAGUAUUGCUGUGUAAGGUAUUGAUGUAGUUAUAUUCACAGGAAGCUAGAUAGCAAGAAAAAAGCACCACACUGGAGAAUAUGCCCUAACCUUUCUAUCGGACAUAUACAAACAAAGUUUUUACAGUGUUUUUUUUCUCCACUGGGUCAAAACACUUAAGUUGAACAGAGGUAGCACUAAACAAGAGAUAACGUUAUCUGUGCACAGUCUGACUCAUUUAUAAACCAAUAUUGUGGCUCAAUUAUAAAAAUACAUAUAAAUGCACUGCUUGUCACAAUGUGAAGAGCAGAGCAAACUGUAUAGUAGACCCAUUUAUUGGAUGCACAGGCCUUAAAGGGAUCCUGUCAUCGGAAAUUUUUUCAAAAUGCAUCAGUUAAUAGUGCUACUCCAGCAGA